UCGCGUUACGUUCCGUCCCGCUCCGGCUGUCCGCGGUUGCAGCCAGGAAGAACAACGCGCAGCAGGUAGGACGGCUAGGUCCAAGCUCCGCACCUCCCGCCGCUCACGGUUCUCGCGGGGGGCUGCUGAUAAGGUGCCUGUGGGAGACACAGGGAGUUGGCAUGGCACAACCCAAUGCACCCCCUCUCUAUGAUGACAAGAACCCCCUUUACCCCCCACCCCCAGCGGGGUACCCCCAGCCCCCCCACUAUGCUGGGGGGUACCCACAGCCUGGGGGAUAUCCCACAGCAGGGGGGUAUGCACACCCUGGGGGCUAUCCAGCAGCAGGGGGGUACCCCCAACCAGGAAUGGCCAUGCCCACCAUGCCAGUUCGGUUUGGUGAUGGCAUUGGCAUUGGUGAUGGCUCACCCUUCCAAUCAGCCGACUGGGAUGACAGGAAAGUCAGGCACACCUUCAUCCGCAAGGUCUAUGCCAUCAUCUCACUGCAGCUGCUGGUGACAGUGGGGAUCAUCGCUGUGUUCACCUUUGUCUCCCCUGUCCGUUCCUUCGUCCAGAGGAACGUGGCUGUCUACUACGCCUCGUAUGCUGUGUUCCUGGUGACCUACCUGAUGCUGGCCUGCUGCCAGGGUCUCCGGAGACGCUUUCCCUGGAACAUCAUCCUGCUGAGCAUCUUCACACUGGCCAUGGGGCUGAUGACAGGGACGAUUGCCAGCAUGUACCGGACCAAUGCUGUCCUGAUUGCCAUGCUCAUCACUGCCAUCGUGGCCAUUAUUGUCACCAUUUUCUGCUUCCAGACCAAGGUUGAUUUUACGUCGUGUCCAGGGCUCUUCUGUGUGCUUGGCAUUGUGGUCAUGGUGACUGGGAUUGUCACUGCCAUUGUCCUCUCCUUCAAAUAUGUCCCCUGGCUCCACAUGCUGUAUGCAGCCAUUGGCGCGAUUGCCUUCACCCUGUUCCUUGCCUACGACACCCAACUCGUGCUGGGAAACAGGAAGAACACACUGAGCCCUGAGGAGUAUAUCUAUGGUGCUCUCACCAUCUACACUGACAUCAUUUACAUCUUCACCUUCAUCCUGCAGAUUGUGGGCAGGGAUUAGCACUGGGGCCCCUCCUGUGCCCUGCCCACUGCCCCUCAGCCCCUCCUCUGGCCUUUGUACAGCAUAUGGCCCCUUAGCUUCGGCAUUUCUUAGGCUGCUAAGCAAAGAGCUUCCCUUGAUCACCACUUGCCCUCCAAAGCCUUCAAGAGCAGUGGGGGCACUGGCUGCCAGGGUUUAGGCAGUGCCUGGCUUUGAGACCACUUGCCAAGCCCAUGACAGCACUGCUGACCUGGAGAUGGAGCAGUACAGUCCUGCCUGGGUGCUGGGAGCUGGUAGUGGCCACUGGGAUCAUGUUGGAACUUUUUUGGCAGAGCCCAGUUGGUUUCAAUCACUCUGUGCCUUAAACGUAGCUCUGGCUUUGUCUCCCUCCUGGAGCUGUGGCGAUGCCCGGUGUAGGCAGGGUGCAGGUGGGAGCCCUGUGGCAGGACUUAGUGGCAGAGCUUACGUCACAGAGGCCCUGCAGCCACAGAUGUGGUCAAAGUGCACUUGCUAAAUAAAACACUAAU
This is a messenger RNA of Indicator indicator, 1600 nucleotides long. RefSeq names its product transmembrane BAX inhibitor motif containing 1 (gene TMBIM1). The coding region runs from base 162 to 1094 and encodes 310 amino acids. Lineage: Eukaryota; Metazoa; Chordata; Aves; Piciformes; Indicatoridae. The transcript has 12 exons. Gene Ontology annotation, biological process: negative regulation of apoptotic signaling pathway. Gene Ontology annotation, cellular component: membrane; Golgi apparatus; endoplasmic reticulum. The record is from RefSeq and is a predicted model, not a curated record.